This is a messenger RNA of Mytilinidion resinicola, 1586 nucleotides long. RefSeq lists its product as uncharacterized. The transcript has a single exon. The record is from RefSeq and is a predicted model, not a curated record. NCBI's taxonomy places the organism in Eukaryota, Fungi, Ascomycota, Dothideomycetes, Mytilinidiales, Mytilinidiaceae. Bases 199 to 1392 code for a protein of 397 amino acids.
CCUAAAUAUUCCUACCGCGAAACACCUGCGGGUGAGCACUCCGCAUCACCACACAUCACGAGCCAGAAUAGACCGCCGCCACUAUGCCUGCGCCACUAGCUAAAGGUACCUAAGCUCUCUCCACUACAUUUCUUCUCUUUCCAUCGCUUUGCCACCCUUCCUGCCUGCUUCUGCCAACCAGUCCUCACAGGACCGCAUAUGGCUUCCGCAAACCCAAAUCCUCGUCGAGAUCCUCGUUAUGGAAGGCCUAACAAUCCCAUGGGAACAGGCCUCAUCAUCGCCGCCUCCGUCCUCGUAGCCGCUGGCAUCGCUAUAUAUGAAAGCCCACAAGUUCGACAGUUCAUCGAGCAUUCCCGACGCAAAAUCGCCGUUGCCUUACACUCCCUCGGAGACGAAAUCCAGCCCCCCCGCCGCAGCUCCUCGCAGUCAUCCAACAAUGCCGAGACCGCUGAACAGAUCCGCAGAAAGCGAAUGGAGGAGAUUGUUCGACGGAACCAGAACGAACUGAUCCGCCAAGCUCAAGAAGAAGGCAUUGCCGUUGAUUUGGAUGAGCUCGCUAGGAUAGGGAGAGAGGGGGUCGAGGUCGAGAUGAUGGAGUAUGAUCGCCGGAGCAAGAACCGAGACCGGGGCAGCAGCUUCGAUGACCUUGUUGGUAGUGAUGGAAUGCUUCGAGACAACCACCCUCUCAUCAAUCUCGUGGAUGAGGACAAUACUGCUAGAACUGCCACUGCUACGGAAAACGCUACUGCUGAAGGACUGAGACGUCGUGGACAAAUCUUCUCCGCUGACAGCAGAGCACAAGUACUUUUUGAUCAGGAACACGCUACUAAAGAGACAUCGGCUGCACCACAAGCAUCUCGGGAAAGCACUGCAACUAUCGAAGGAGAACCACUUAUUGACAUGAACGCCGAAGACCCACCACUCAGCCUACCACAGGAAGUACAGACAGAGUCCAUCCCUUCGCUGUCAUCUUCUACCCAAGCUCAGGCACAAGACGGAUCCCAGUCGUUCCAUUCUUUCGCGUCUGCUUCCGUCAUGUCCGUAUCCGACGACAUGGAGCAAUCCAACCCGCACGUAUUCUCCAACAGCAUGGAAGAAGAGCCCGAGGUCAUGUCAACUGGAACUCUCACCCCUACUGAGGAUGGAUUCUCGACUGCCGCAUCCAUGGUUGGAAGCCAAGCUGAUGACGUCGCAGUGCUCUCAAUGACCAACGACGAGGACCACGAUGCGAGGUCAGAGGCCUUCAGCGAGGGCGGCUUCAGUGAACUCGGCGAUGGCGAUCGGAUAGGUGCACGCACCCCGAACAGCUGGACGGAUGUCGGCAGCGAUGAUGGGAGUGAGUAUGCCCAGGCUAGCAACCAGGGCCUUCCUGCUACCCACUACCAUAUAUAAUCGUUUGUGCCGUGGGGUAAUGAAGCUAGGAGUUUUUGGAGCUGUAUAUCGUUGGACGAGGACUUAGGUGUACCGGACUGGAUAGGCACAAGGGCAUCUCACUAGUUGGACCGCGGCGUUUUUCUCAAAUAGUUAUAUGUAAAAGAUCCUUCAAUCGAAAUGAUUACCUGUUCAUUAGCAUGACAUACGAAGAC